Messenger RNA from Fraxinus pennsylvanica, 1410 nucleotides. Lineage: Eukaryota; Viridiplantae; Streptophyta; Magnoliopsida; Lamiales; Oleaceae. The record is from the annotation of a GenBank genome assembly.
AUGCUUUCUCACUCGUCUUCUCACUUUCUCUUUCUAAAUCACCAUCCGCGCCGCCACCCUGACUCCGCCCUCUUUUCUCGCUCUUCGUCUCUUCCUUUUCGAGUUUCUCAUUCGACUCUAAAAUUUGGAGCAAUUGAUUUCAAAAUGAGUUCUAACAAUUCUAAUGUCUCCUGUAACGGUAACAGUAACGUUGACAUUCAGACUAUUGACCUAGGGUUUGACCAUUUGGACCUCGACAGCUUUGUUGACGUCAGCAACAAGCUCGCCGACACUUCCGGUGACGUUAUCCGCAAGUACUUCCGGAAGCCUUUCGACAUUCUUGACAAAGAAGACUUGAGUCCGGUGACAAUUGCUGAUCAAGCGGCAGAGGAGUCGAUGGUGAAGAUUAUAGAGGAGAAUUUUCCUUCUCAUGCAAUUUUUGGAGAAGAGAGUGGGUGGAGGUGCAAGGAAAAUGCUGCAGAUUACGUUUGGGUUUUGGAUCCAAUUGAUGGGACGAAAAGUUUUAUUACUGGCAAACCCCUGUUUGGAACUCUAAUUGCUCUACUACACAAGGGUAGACCGAUUCUUGGCAUUAUUGACCAACCUGUUCUGAGAGAGAGAUGGAUUGGAAUAAGUGGGAGGAGAACUACUUUAAAUGGACAAGAAAUAUCCACUCGCAGUUGUCCGCAACUUUCCAAAGCCUACCUGUACACUACUAGUCCACAUCUAUUUUCUGGUGAUGCUGAGGUGGCCUUUGCUCGAGUAAGAAGUAAGGUCAAAGUGCCUCUAUACGGCUGUGAUUGUUAUGCUUAUGCUCUAUUGGCAUCAGGCUAUGUGGAUCUUGUGAUUGAGUCGGGUCUUAAGCCGUACGAUUUCCUUUCACUGAUACCAGUAAUUGAAGGCGCGGAUGGAGUCAUAACUGAUUGGGCAGGACAUCAACUUCAUUGGGAAGCUUCAUCAAGUUCCGAUGUGGCAAGUUUUAAUGUAGUGGCAGCUGGGGACGAAAGGGUCAAGAAAUGCUAUAACAGCAUUUGGCAUAAUAUCCAGCUUGACGCAUCACAAAAAACAGAGAAGAGAAGAACACGGUCCAUGUACACUACUAGUCCACAUCUAUUUUCUGGUGAUGCUGAGGUGGCCUUUGCUCGAGUAAGAAGUAAGGUCAAAGUGCCUCUAUACGGCUGUGAUUGUUAUGCUUAUGCUCUAUUGGCAUCGGGCUAUGUGGAUCUUGUGAUUGAGUCGGGUCUUAAGCCGUACGAUUUCCUUUCCCUGAUACCAGUAAUUGAAGGCGCGGGUGGAGUCGUAACUGAUUGGGGAGGACAUCAACUUCAUUGGGAAGCUUCAUCAAAUCCCGAUGUGGCAAGUUUUAAUGUAGUGGCAGCUGGGGACAAAAGGGUCUAUCAAGAAGCUCUAGACACUUUACAAUGGCACUGA